Doryrhamphus excisus (bluestripe pipefish) is the source of this 1751-nucleotide messenger RNA. Lineage: Eukaryota; Metazoa; Chordata; Actinopteri; Syngnathiformes; Syngnathidae. The record is from RefSeq and is a predicted model, not a curated record.
GAUUUAAUCAAUUGGUAUUACGAGGGGGCGUGGCCUCGUUUGCCUCGCGCACCUGCAAACAUUUAUAAAAGUGGACCAAACGUUUCCCGCUCUUGUGCGAAGCUCAAUGGCGACUUGACCAUCAUCUGGAGUCCUGUUAUUGCCGAAGAAUAAGACGAUGAUUAAGAUGCUGCCGGACGCCUAUGGCUGCGCGGUGGCCAACAGGUUCGGGAAUCUUCCAGACGACGAUUCCGACCCGCUGGACCUGAUAAACGAGGUGGAAACCGAAAAGGAGAAGCAGAGGAAGAAGAAGAAGGAAGAGGAUGAGAAGAAGGGCAAGCAGAGAAAACCCGGUCAGAAGGAAUCUCAGAGGGACAGGCGUGUUCCUAUAGUAACUCCAACCACACUGACUCUUCCAGUGGUUGAUGCAGUCUCCAAGCAGCCACCCCGUGCUGGAGACGAGCGUGUGGACACCAAGAGAGGCUCAAAGACGGCUGCCUUCGGGGAACGUAGGACCAACCCAGCCGUGUACCCUCAGGAGUUCUCUGUCCCAAAGUCUUUCAACGAUCAGGAUGCAGAGCCCAGGAGCCGAGGGGGUGGCCGGGGUAGGAGAGGAGGAAGCAGGGGGUAUAUUAGGAACCUAGAUACCACUGGACUCAGAGGCAAAAGAGAGUAUGACAGACACAAUGGAACUGGCAUCUCUCCUGAUGAGAAGAGAGGUGGCAGAGGUCCCUGGAACUGGGGAUGUGUGGAAGAACCAACAAGCGAGUCAAUGGAGGUGACGCCCGAUGAUGCUCACGUCCAAACUGAGGAGGCUCAAGCCGUAGCUGAAGACAAUCAGAACAUUGCGGAAGUCGAUGAAGGUGACAUGGUGGUUCAGGUUGCCAUGGAGAUGACCCUGGAUGAAUGGAAGGCUCUGCAGGAGGUCAGUCGUCCGAAGGCCGAUUUCAAUAUCCGCAAAGCUGAGAACACCAUUCCAUCGAAGGCCAAGGUCAUCCACCAGUCCAAACAUGUGGAACAUCUCAGGGACAGUCUGGAAAUGGAGGACUGUAAUUUCUUCCGCCGCUCCAUGAAUGACAUCACCUCCCUCCUGGACAUCAACUUUGGCAGUCUUGGACGCCGGGGCAGGGGCAGGGCAACCCGUGGUUCGGGUCCACCGGGCAACCCAGAAAGAACCAAACUGCUGGAGAAGGUGAGCGACGUUGCGCCUGACCCGGAUGACCCAGAAGACUUCCCAGCACUAUCAGCAGGCAAUUGAGUUCAUGCUCCAUGUGACCGAUGUGGAGGGGUGGGGGGGAUGGUUGCACUUAAAAUACUUGCUUAAACAGUUUUCAUGGUUCCUCUAUUCUUGAAGUGGUACUUCAGACUUUGUCAGGAAGUUGUAUGACAGUGAGCAGUGGCCACUUUGUCUCGUGAGCAGAGUUCUGGUUCGAUUUCAGUGAUGAGGAAUGUUCUGGUUGGUUGGUGGGGCCACUGAAGAAAAAAGCCUUAAAGGGUAAUUUGUGUCACGAAAAAUCAGACCUCUCAGAUUUCUCUUACCUGGGGGGUAAGCUACCGUUGAUGCACUACACUGCUGAUGGGGGUGUCAUACAUGUCAAAGAAUGAACUAUCCCUUUCAGGUUUGGUGUUUUUAUCCUGAUGGAUUUGUUCUCAUUCACAAAUGGUACUGAGCUUUGACUGCUUGAAAAUAAAGAUGUUUACUGUUACGAACUCUUUAUAUCUCACUUAAAAGAAAGUGCCAGUACAUAAAGCAGGGUAUGUACUGUAUAUAU